AUGUUUUCUUUCCUAGGCCACGCAGCCAAAAAAGCUUACCACGUAUACAGUGGUCACGACGACCUCCCCAACGAUACCCAGUCCGGAGGUCAUGCCGUCGAGGCCGAUAAAUCAUCGCCGUCGCCGGCCGCUGUAGAUGGCAAGCCUCUCGACUCGAUUACUCCGGAUGGCGUACCACAGGAGACAGGGGCGCAGGUGGACCUCGUCGAGGAGGACGACGAAGGCUGCAUCUAUGCCUACGGCACGGUCAGCCUCGUGCACAACAGCUACGUGCUCAUUGAGAACCGGCUGAUGUGCGAGAUGCAGCAUGUCGUACCAGCUGACCUUAGGAAGGGCGACCGGGUCAAAUAUAUGGCGUAUCGGGCGAGCAAGGGCGAGGAUCUGAAAGUGCGCAAGAUCAUCAGUAAAAGCGGACCCGAUUGGGAAAAAGAGCUCGGCGUCCAGGAUGGCGAGACCGAGCGCGACUUGACGGAUGACAAGGACGACGAUGGUGAGCCGCUGACCAGUUAUCCCCCGAGAGAUGAGGACGAAGCCGACGUAGGCGCGCCGGCUCCUAGGCCCGAGCCCAGGGUGCCCAGAAAGCUGGUUAGUGCACAGAUGGGCAGGCAGCUCUGCAUGCGUGUACAUGUCGGCAGAGUGAACCAGAAAAAAGGCAGAAAGAUGUAUCUGGAAGACGGUACGCUCGUUAAUCUGGACAACGUUGCUGCGGAGUUUGUACCCGUCGUUGGCGACUGGCUUCAGCUCGAUUGUUUAUUCAAGAUCGACGGAGAUGUGAUGAAUUUCAAGGGCGAGAUAGUGGAGAUAAAGACGGUCAAGCCUCUUAGAAGGUACAACAAGAUGGGGAGGAUCACAGAUUUCAACGAAGAGCUACAGUACGGCGUUGUUGAUAGAAGCAUUGUUUUUAACAAAUUUGUUUGUCGAAAUGGUUAUCUGCCCUGUAUAGGGGAUAAGGUAAUUGUGGAAAGUAUCGAAAGCGAUCAGGAAGGACUGCAGACGCGUUGGAGGGCACUCUCUGUAGUUCCAAUUGAAGAUGUGACCAACAAGUAUGAUACAUCAGCAAUUAAAAAGGAACCCCAACUUCCUUACAACCAAAUGAAAGAUCUAAUGGAAGAUAAAGAAGACAUUGAGAUCACCAAAGAUAUAGUUAUAAAUUUAGAUAUUGGAACAACAACGUCGUUCGAAGUAAAUGUCAAGAAUAACGGUGUUUGCAAGCAAGUGAUAAUGAAAUGUGCUUUUUUGUCGCGAAGGUCAGACUCGCAGUUGAUUCUUAUUACACCGGAACGUGACGAAAAGGUAAUAUUAAAUCCAGAAAGAGAAGUUACAUAUGUCAUUAGAUGCAAAGGUAUGAAAGUUGGAGUAUCCAAAGAGUUAAUAAUAUUUAAAUUUAGAAAUUUCAAAAUCGGACGCAUCUGUGAAAUAAAUGUCAAAAGUAAGAAAACUUUCAAUGUUCCCCCAAGUGCCAACUUGUUUAAUUCUCAAAUGGGUGGACGGCAAUCAGUAAUACCACAGGUGUAUGAAGAUGGCAGAUACAUAAGAGGUGUAAAGCCAUACAAGCCUGCUAAAUUUAUUCCUGUGCGUCCUGUUACUUGGAAAAUACCUCCUGUUCUGUGGUCAACUAUCGAUAGUAUGAUUCAGAAUACUAAAACCCAGGUGGAAUCAGAAUUGGCUUUACAAGAAAAAAUACCUUGCCUUAAUCGGCCACUGAGUUUUAACAACUACAAGCAACGGUUCAACUAUUUGCUGUACUUGGAAGAAAUUGCAAUGGUCCUUGAUAUGAAGCGAUUUAGUAUGGAAAGUGCUGUGUUGCAUAGAAAUGGAGAAUAUAUGACCCUCAACGUUCCUGGUCUUGCUGAAAAACGUCCUUCGCUAAUUAUUGGAGAUCGCGUUAUUAUACAUUACAAAUGGGAAACGGAGUCCAAGUGCUACGAAGGUUUUAUCCAUAAAAUAAAAUGUUCGGACGUGUAUUUAAAGUUUAACGCCGUUUUUCACGAGAUCUAUGAUGGCGAGGAAUGCACAGUGGGCUUCAGAGCUUCGACCACAGUUCUCCAACGAUGUCAUGCGGCCAUUGGCACCGUGAUUAAGAAUCUUGGCCCCGAUUUUCUUUUUCCACAAAAAGUAGAGCAGAAGGAACCCCAGUACAACUUCGUGGACGUGAGUGACGGAGAAGCCAAAGAACUAGAACUACCGAAUUUGUUUAACUCGGAAGAUCGUAUAAAGCUCAUAGAGUCAAUCCUUUACAAGAGAGAACUCAAGUGGUUUAACAAAAAGCUCAACCCCUACCAGAAAGAAGCGGUGAAAAAUAUUCUGAGGGGCCUUGCGCGCCCGUUGCCCUAUGUCAUUUUUGGUCCACCAGGAACUGGAAAAACCAUAACAGUAGUAGAGGCCAUUUUACAGAUUUACUACACUAUUACAGAGAGUCGAAUUCUCAUAGCUACGCCGUCAAAUAGCUCGGCUAAUCUUAUUACAGAAAGAUUGUUAGACGCCAGAGUACUUCAGCCUGGUGAUUUGGUACGUCUAGUGGCCUAUCACUACUUGGACAGCGACAUGAUACCCGAGCUUUUGCUUCCCUUCUGCGUUACUGCUGACAUCGCUGAAGAGGGAACACGCACCGACAUCAACCGAGCAGAUCCUCGUGGUUGUCAAACUCAAGUGACGUUGAAAACUCUCUGCCGUCAUCGGAUAAUCAUUGGAACAUGUUCAGCUCUUGGAAUAUUAUACAAUAUGGGCUGCAAACCUGGCCACUUUACUCAUUUGUUUGUUGACGAGGCUGGCCAAGCCAGUGAGCCCGAAAUUAUGAUCCCCUUGACCUUAGCACACAAGGACGUAACCCAAGUAAUUCUAGCUGGAGAUCCCAAGCAGCUUGGUCCAAUCACUCAAAGCCGAUUGGCCGGUUACUUUGGUCUCAAUGACAGUUUUCUCGUAAGGUUACUGCAACAAUUUCCUUAUCAAAAGGAUCUUGAAGGCUUUGAGACCGGGUAUGAUCCACGGUUGAUAACCAAAUUGCUAAUGAAUUACAGAAGCUUGCCGGAUUUGCUUGAUUUGCCAAAUAAAUUGUUUUACGAUGCUGAAUUGAUACCACAGGUUGAUCCCGAGUACAGUAAAGAAGCUCAGUUAUUGGAGAAAUUCGCUGACAUGUUACCAAAGAGGCUUGGAGCUCCAUCGCCAGUUACUUUCCAUUGCGUGAACGGUACCAACAUGCGAGAUCCUGACAGCCCAAGUUGGUACAACCCAGAAGAAGCUACCCAAAUUUACACUUACCUUGUAAAACUCUUGAGGUUUGGAUUAAAAUCGGAUGAUAUCGGUAUCAUUACGCCAUAUGCCAAACAAGUUUUCACCAUAAGAAAUCUGUUGGCCAACUUGGACAUUGAUCUCCCAAAGGUUGGAAGUGUUGAGGAGUUUCAAGGACAGGAGAGAAAAGUAAUUCUGCUGUCAACGGUCAGAACUUCUGAAGAUAAGGUCAAGAAUGACAUACGACACUCGCUUGGUUUCGUUGCAGCGCCUCAGCGAUUAAAUGUAGCAAUAACGCGAGCCAGAGCUUUGCUCAUAAUCGUUGGUCAUCCGAAACUCUUGCAGCAGGAUGUUUAUUGGAGAAGUGUUUUGGAGCACUGCAGCGCUCGGAGUGCCAUUAUCGGCCUUAAAUUGGAAUAA
Molecule: messenger RNA, 3648 nt
Organism: Copidosoma floridanum
Lineage: Eukaryota; Metazoa; Arthropoda; Insecta; Hymenoptera; Encyrtidae
Product: 5'-3' RNA helicase armi-like
Molecular function (GO): helicase activity
Source: RefSeq, a predicted model, not a curated record